This is a messenger RNA of Knipowitschia caucasica, 807 nucleotides long. The record is from the annotation of a GenBank genome assembly. Lineage: Eukaryota; Metazoa; Chordata; Actinopteri; Gobiiformes; Gobiidae.
AUGCAGCUCCUGUCCACACAGCUCCUGUCCACACAGCUCCUGUCCACACAGCUGUCCACACAGCUCCUGUCCACGCAGCUCCUGUCCACGCAGCUCCUGUCCACACAGCUCCUGUCCACGCAGCUCCUGUCCACACAGCUCCUGUCCACACAGCUCCUGUCCACACUGCUGAUCAGGCUGGUGCUGCUGAUGCUGGUCCUGCUCAUCAUCAGGCCCUGGCUCCUCUUCCACUGGCUCCCAGAGAUCACCAUCGCUGAUGCAGAUGUUGUGCAGGAUGGCGCAACAGGCAGUCACCUCGACUGCAAAGAUCGUGCCCGUGCAUGCUGUGCAGGGGCGGAUGUAGGAGCGGCCGUUUGGGAAAGAGCCAUGGCGUUUCCACACACAUGUAUCCGCUUCAUUUCUGCGAGUUCUGGUCGGGCUCUGGAAAAGCCGGAGAGUCCAAGGAUUAAAGUCGAGCCAGAGGAGCACGGCCUCACACAGGACCUGCACAGAAGUAUGACUGCAGCAGAACCCUGUCGGCUCACGGGAAGUCCACAGACUAAAGAGGAGCCCGAGGAGCCCGAGACACAGAGGAUCAAAACUGAGCAGGAGCCGCUUCCUGUCUGUGUGAAGACAGAAGAGUCGCACAGAGCGGAACCACAGAGAGAGAAGAGCUCAGAGGGAGACACAGAGCACUCCUCUGACUCUGAGGAUGAAGAAGAGGCACAUCUUCAUCAUCUUCCUCCUCUGUCUUCAGACACAGAGGACGGAGACCCCCGAGCCCAGAAGUUGGGACACUGCGAAGCAUCCAGCGGAGGAAGGGGCUAG